UUUCAGACCAGCUGGGACGUUUAGAGGCCAUGUUCCAGGAGGAUCACUAUCCUGAUGCAGAGAAGAGGAAAAUUAUUGCUGCGUCAGUUGGGGUCACUCCUCAGAGAAUUAUGGUUUGGUUUCAGAACCGCAGGGCAAAGUGGAGAAAAGGGAAUUCAAUUACAGCAAAGGCUGAACCGGCACUGAGUAGAGCUGAAUACAGUUUGAAUAGUCCAAAUCACAAAAUCGAUUCCCAAUUAACCAUGCUGACAACCACCAGGAAAGGAGUGCCUUCUUUUUCUGGUCACCUUACUGCUUCGCUGCCACAGAUUGUCACUGCAGCUGCUUUUCCCACCAUGUCCACGCAGACCACACCCUCCUAUAGUAAGCUAGUGGACAGCAUUAACAGCCCAGGUCAGGUUAGAAGAAGAGAAACAAGAAAUUUUCCAGAGUAUCAUCACCCACGUCCCAUGCAGAGUCCCCCCCCUCUGAGACGAGCCAGCCUUCCUCUGUUUCCUGCUAUGUUUAACUCUGUAAGCCCCAAUCCUUCUCUCCUCAACACCCCUGCCCAAACCCCACCUCUCUUCCUUGAUGCUCUGGAUGGCGAUGCCUCUUUAGCCCAUUAUGACGCCCACUCUCAACAAAAUGACACCAGCUUGCUCUAUGAAUUUGCGGAGAAGCUGAGCCAGCAGAGUGGCUCCAUGUCGUAUCAGCUUCAAAGCUCCUUUUCUACCAGCCAGCAUCAGCCUCAAACAUCUGUAUCCCACAUGGCCUACCUUACUCCAUCGCCCUACCUUACACCCAACCCUCCAGAUUCCAAUCCUGCCUCCUACCUGACCUUUGGACCAGGGGGAAGCUCAACUGGACUUGUUACAUACUCUACAGGUGGUAACACCUACCUUCAGCCCCAGAGCACCGGACAGAUCCUGCUACAGACAGCUGGUCGCCAUGGUGGGAUGACAUAUCAGACAUAUCCAUGGAGUAAUAUGUACAAUCAGCCAGCCAUCCACCAGCAUAACCUAUGCCCUCCCACAUACUCAGCCUGCUUUGGAUCUGUUCAAGACCGUCAGAUCGCCUCUACCUCCAGCCUGCCUCUACAUUCUGUAUUCCAGGUUGGCGAGCAUAACCCAUCACUUCCUACCUCACAGCAGGCAGCGGAGGUCCAGCUACAGUCUGCCACCACUACCACCACCACCAACUCUAUCCUCCCACCUGUGUCAACUCUGCCACCCUCCUGUACUGAGGGUCCAUCACUGCUUCCCUCUCAGGUCAGAUCCACGUCUCCUGAAAGCCCUCCAGCACCCUCUUGUGUCAAAUUGGAGUAUGACAGCCCUCGAGAGAUUCACAGCCACUUCCAGUGUGAUUUCUCCCCAAUACAUUUCUGAAUCCCAGGUUUGAGUUUAAUUUGUGUUUGAAGUGUGUGUAAAUAAUUUUUUGUUUCUUUGUAUUACUGAUAGAGACUUCU
Cyprinodon variegatus (sheepshead minnow) is the source of this 1444-nucleotide messenger RNA. Its product is annotated as homeobox protein NOBOX-like. NCBI's taxonomy places the organism in Eukaryota, Metazoa, Chordata, Actinopteri, Cyprinodontiformes, Cyprinodontidae. The transcript has 6 exons. The record is from RefSeq and is a predicted model, not a curated record. The coding region runs from base 30 to 1364 and encodes 444 amino acids. Gene Ontology annotation, biological process: regulation of transcription by RNA polymerase II. Gene Ontology annotation, molecular function: RNA polymerase II cis-regulatory region sequence-specific DNA binding; DNA-binding transcription factor activity, RNA polymerase II-specific.